This is a messenger RNA of Hypoxylon fragiforme, 2537 nucleotides long. RefSeq names its product GMC oxidoreductase. Gene Ontology annotation, molecular function: oxidoreductase activity, acting on CH-OH group of donors; flavin adenine dinucleotide binding. The transcript is spliced from 5 exons. The record is from RefSeq and is a predicted model, not a curated record. Lineage: Eukaryota; Fungi; Ascomycota; Sordariomycetes; Xylariales; Hypoxylaceae. The coding region runs from base 376 to 2208 and encodes 610 amino acids.
UAUCUUGGGCACUUAGUAAUCGCCUAGGCACCACAAUUACCCUCCUCUAUUCCAUGAUAUCGGCGAUGAGUCAGUACAUCUCCAAGACAAGGCGCAUCGCAUUGCAUACCUAGUAUGUAGCAUGUUCGACCUUACGUAAAUCGUUGCCUAGUAUCAAUGGCAACUCGUAUCGAGCCCACUCCCCCCGCCUACUCUUGUGCUACCCCAAGUUCUUGAUGCUACCACGCUGUCGUUUUAUCUUUUUAACCCUUCCGUGAAUAUCUCCUCCUUCCGUGUCUUUUUCUUCUUCUUAGUCAACAACAGCAACGAAUCCAACAACAACGAAUCAUACAAAACACAAAACAUCUUACCUUAGGGUUUGCUCACUUCCAGAAUAUGGGUUUAGACAAGAAUCUGCCUGCUGGCCUAGAGGAGGUGGAUAUCAUCAUUGCAGGCGGAGGAACUGCAGGAUGUAUCGUGGCUGGGCGAUUGGCAGAGGCCGAUCCAAACCUCUCCAUCCUAGUGAUCGAAGGUGGCCGCGAUAAUUACGACAAUCCCCUAGUAUUAACCCCUUGUUUAUACACGGCAAACCUUCUUCCAAAUUCCGAGACUGCAAUUUUCUAUCAAGCAAUCAAGUCUAAGCAACUUGCCGAUAGGGAGGUGAUAGUCCCCUCCGGAGGCACCCUAGGCGGGGGUUCCUCUAUCAACUUUAUGAUGUAUACACGAGCUCAACGAGAUGACUUCGACUCAUGGAAGACUCCGGGGUGGUCGGCAGACGAAUUAUGGCCGUACCUAAAGAAGCUUGAGACAUACCAUGGUCCAGGUAACCCGGAGCAUCACGGCUACAGCGGUCCGAUCCAAGUAUCUGACGGGCCAUUCCGCGGUAAACGCGCAGAGGAUGAGUGGCUUAAUGCAGCAGCCAAGGUCGGGUAUCCAGAGAUCAUUGAUCUCCAAAACUUGGAUACCAACAAUGGCUUCCAGCGUUGGCUCCGUUACACCUCACCCGAAGGCGCAAGAUCUAACACUGCUCACGCGUACUUACACCCUCGGCUACGGGAUGGCAAGCACCCUAACUUGCACGUCCUAGUCGAGUCAAGUGUCGUACGCGUGCUGUUUGAUGAGAACAAGCGAGCGUGUGGUGUAGAGUUUACACCUAACCCGCGAUUCCACCCCCUGCCGGAUUCCUCGAAACCUCGCCCUAAACAAAUUAUCAAGGCCCGCAAACUUGUCGUCGUGUCAUGCGGUGCGUGUGGCACGCCAUCCGUAUUAGAGCGUUCCGGAAUUGGGGCCAAAGACGUCCUGGAAAGAGCCGGGGUUCCUCUAGUGGAGGAGCUUCCCGGUGUUGGGUCUGACUAUCAAGACCAUAACUUGAUAGGAUAUACGUACCGGACCUCCCUAUCACCGGAAGAAACUGGCGAUGCGUUGGGGCGGCGGACUAGCUUCGAAGACGUUAUCGCCCAAAAGCAUCCGAUGUGGACGUGGAAUUAUGUCGAUCUCUCGGCCAAGAUUAGACCGACGGACGCCGAGGUUGCUGCGCUGGGGAAGGAGUUCCAGGAGGCGUGGGAUCGAGACUUUAGGGAUCGGCCUAACAGACCUAUCAUGUGUAUGGCGGUCUUGUGCGGGGUCCUGGGUAGCACCGAGGGUCUUCCUCUAGAGCAGUUCCUGUCGGUUGGGCCUUACACAGCAUACCCCUAUUCGCGCGGGCACCUGCACAUCACGGGCCCCGACGUAAGCGACCCCUUAGACUUCGACGUGGGGUUUUUCAGCGACCCGGGCGACUUGGACCUCAAAAAGCAGGUUUGGGCGUACAAGAAGGGGCGCGAGAUCAUGCGCCGCACAACCAUAUAUCGCGGGGAGGCCGCAAUUCACCAUCCCGUAUUCCCGAAGGGCUCCAAGGCAGCCUGCAUUGAAGAGUGGACCCCGGUCGCGGAAGGCGCCGAAGUACAAGACCUCGAAUACUCGCGCGAAGACGAUGAGGCGAUCGAGAAGCAUCUCCGUGAGAAAAUUCAAACCACUUGGCACUCGCUGGGCACAGCUAAGAUGGCGCCGCGCGAGGAGAAGGGCGUGGUGGAUAAGGAUCUCAAUGUCUACGGAGUCAAGGGGCUUAAGUUGGUGGAUUUGAGUAUUGCGCCGGAGAAUAUCGGCGGGAAUACGUGCAACACGGCCAUGGUUAUUGGAGAGAAAGCGGCGGAUAUCAUUGCUCGGGAGCUUGGGUUGCUUCUCCAUUGAUUGAUGUGCCUAGGUACUGCCUCAGGUGUAGGAUACCUAUGUAACUGUGAAUCUCAAUUCAAUUCAUGAUGUUUUGUCAAACUUGACUUGACCGAAAUGCAUGAGCUCUACUUCACGGAAGCCCCGCGUCGGCAUUUCCGAACAUGUCAGCCCCGGAUUCAAAUACGAUAGGCAAAGAACGACAUCCGGCCUAUACAAGUACCUAUGAUUACACCGCCACUCGACAGAUAGCCCAAAGACACUCGCAUCACGAACAUGAAGCGUAGCCAAUGCGCUGAUGAAUUGAUUUAGGAAGAGAGGACGGCCCUAGCUGAAUGACGGAAACGCAC